AUGAAGGUUCAACAGGUCGUCGGUCAAGCCAAAGCCGUUACGCAGGCCACCGUUCUCCUAUCCCCUCUCCUCCUCCUCACCCCUCUCUUCUUUCCGUCGCCUGUAUCAGCACAAGGAUACCUAACACUCCAGCCAGCCCCCGUCUACCAACUCGAACACACGUCGUUUCCCGACAAAACCCUCUACGUUCGUGGGGGACUCAACCAAGGCCGUUUUGUCCCUCAAUUCUUUUCUCUCGACAUCUCCCCGCUCCUCACCUACUCAAACCAACUCACCUGGAAGAAGCUGAACGAGACCGGACCUAUUACCGACUAUCGCUCACGCCUCCCCAUGGCCGUCAAUCGCCAGAACCAAGAACUUACCUAUUUCGCAGAAGGCGGCUGGAUGACAAGCUACAACAUCGUAACGGAUAAAUGGGCGAGCUCGACGUUCCCGCUCUGUUUGAGCCCCGAUAAGCCAUUGAACUCUGUCAGGGGCACCCAAAAGGCUGUGAUGGAUCCCAAGUCUGGACUCAUGUACAUCCCCCUCGGCUAUAACCUUCAGGAUGGGAUGCUUGUCUUUGACGCUGCCGGAAACGAUUGUUCUGGUCUGCCGAUGCCUGUGAAUUCAAAGUGGUACAACAAUGCCUGGAGCGAGUCCAAGAACACGAUCUACAUCUAUGGAGUUGGAGCCGCAGAGCCGGCGGAGGUUCCAGGAUCUUUGUGGGAGUUCCAGUUUGCUACAAAGAGCUGGAACUUAAUUGUAAAGUGGUCAUUUGGAGGCCAGAAGCUGAUCGUCUAUGGAGGAGCCACUGUCGACAACGUGUACGGCGAGAUCUACAUAUUCGACACUGUCACCUACAAAUGGGCCAAAGGACCCAACUCCCCAACCAACCGCUCAGAAGCGGCCUGUGCUUCUUCUGGUGAUUUCUUUCUCACCUGGGGAGGAUACGACGCUCCAAAAGGAUACCUUUCGCCUCCUGAAAUCCUGUUCUACAACAUCAAGUACAACAAGUGGAUGACACAAGCCGAAAUUGUUCCUCCCUCUUCAGAAACCCUUACAGCUACAGCUCCACCCACUGCGAUCACCACACUUGCUCCUACGACAGCCCCUGUCCUUAACCCUAACCCCAACUCUGGCUCUGGCUCUGGCUCUGGCUCAGGAAACUCCGGCGGAACCUCCAACAAUUCUGGAUCGAUCAACCCUGGCCUCACCGAUGCUGGCUCGUCACCAGAAGCGUCCAAGGAUAGUGGUGCUGCUGCUAUUGGAGGCGGUGUUGCUGGUGUCGUUUUUAUUGCCGCCUUUGUUGGAUUCUUCUUUUACCGUCGUGGGAAAAAAGCAGGAGUCAAGGACAGGGAUGGCUCUAAUAUCGAGGCUCUUGCCGGUGACAAUUUGGGUGAAUACCGGCAGGCACCGUACGCUCCUAAUAGCGACAACAGCGCUCAUCAGGACCCCAACGCGAUUAAUAACUCGUAUGGGGCAGAUUCGGCAGCCUUCACGUCACCCUACAAUCCAGCCUAUCCUCCCUACACGACAGCAUCUGCGCCUUCUCCUCCUUACACAGAAGCUGACGAAAACAGCCCAUACUUUGCCUCUGCCGCCGCAGAGGGAUCUCAGGGAGCUUCCAGUUCGUCCCAUGAUGUCGGGUCAGAAAAGGACACCGCCGUAUAUCCUCUUCCUACCGCUACACCCAUUGCGGCUCUUUCAAAUAGCUGCUCGGGCGAAGACGGUAAGCUCGGGAGUAAUACGUUUUUCCCCACAGCCCCAUCCGCACCUCAACUACACGAUAGCGAUACUGCUUGGGCGGAACAGCCAACAUCAUCAUCAUCAUCACCACAUUCACAGGAAUUCCAACAGGACCAGGAACAGUUCACUAACUCGGCGUUUUACUCAGCACUACCACUGCCACCACUUUCGCCCAUCUCCCCUCGAAAUUCUCAGAGCUGUGUGGUGAAGAGUGACGGACCUGCGAACUCGAAGGAGCAAUUGGUGUCGGUUCAUGCCAAGCAUGAUGAGUAUAUGGAGCAGUUGAGGCAAGAGCAGUUGAGGCAAGAACAGCAAGCUGAGAUGGAGAGGAUUCAGGAGGAGUGGGAGGAACAGAUGGCGGGAAGUCAACAACGCAUAGAGGACGAGUAA
Linnemannia hyalina is the source of this 2115-nucleotide messenger RNA. The record is from the annotation of a GenBank genome assembly. NCBI's taxonomy places the organism in Eukaryota, Fungi, Mortierellomycota, Mortierellomycetes, Mortierellales, Mortierellaceae.